CACACACACACACACACACACACAGAGAGAGAGAGAGAGAGAGAGAGAGAGAGAGAGAGACGCAGUCGGAGCGCAUGCAGGAGUAGAAGUGGGAUGUGGAAACUGUUGUCGGGAUCAUGUUCAGCACUUUGAACCGGACAGUGAUCGUUUCGGCCCCGGUGAGCCCUCCGAGUUUCCGGCCCUUAUAAGUCCCUGACACACCGGAGCAGAGCCCGCUGACCGACGGAGCGCCAGCCGUAGAGGGGAGCAGGAACACCGGCUGAAGGAGGUGAGAGGACCCGGGGGAGGGAACCACGGAGGGUACCGUGAUAGAAGCAGACCGUCAUUUGUUUCCUGUGUCAACAUCACUUUAGUUUGAUAUGGUCUCUCUCGGAGCUGAGGGCGGAACCAAUACGGCUCCAAACCUUCGGGUCAAUAAAUUCUAAUACUGGUUUGACUGAGAGGCUGAUCCUGCUUUAAUAACAGGUUUAUUCACAGAGAUACACCCGAGCUGAGUUUAUAACCCGCUGAUUCACAUACAACAGAGACAUAAUGUCUGAGUUACAGAAUGACUCUGGUUUAUUCAGACUGGACCGCUAAUGUCCGGACGGUACUUCCUCAUUUUAACGACAAAACACGAAUGGAAUUAUGAUUACCAUCACAGUGAAAUGUUACAGAGUGUGUUACUAAAUCAGAAAAUCCUGAAAAGUUUGAAUCCAAAUGAAAGUUUAUGUACACAGUGUCUAGAUCAAAGAAUGAGUCAGUGUAACAGGUGUGUCUGUAUGGAACUGACACACACCUGUGCUGUCACUCAGGUGUGUGUGUGUGUGUGUGUGUGUGUGUGUGUGUGUGUGUGUGUGUGUGUGUGUGUGUGUGUGUGUGUGUGUAAAGCUCGUUGGAGGUGGAGCUGAGGGUAAAGAUACUGACCAGAUACACUCUAGAGAUACAAGGGGGUCUAUUUUUAGAACCAGAGCAGCAGAUACAUGUUUACUGUACAUUGUGUGUGUGUGUGUGUGUGUGUGUGUGUGUGUGUGUGUGUGUGUGUGUGUGUGUGUGUGUGUGUGUGUGUGUGAAGGGGAAUGAGGGUCGUUUUGUGUGAACAGUGAGGGGAAGUUUCUGGAAGGAGGGUCCUUCAGGUUAUUUUUAGCUCAGACUGUGAACUGUUCACACCCACAGACUCUCAGACUGACUGUUAUUAUAUUUUCUGUAGCCUACUGUCUUAGUGCCCAAAGCACCUGUGCGCACACACACACAAACCUACAAUCUGUCCAGAAGUUAAUAUCUGGACGGAUAAUAAAACCUUAUUAAUCAUUGAUUGCAGGUGUCAUUUAUCAUUAUUCAGUAAAAUCAUUCAUAUAUCCACUCGCAUGUGAUAAAGAAGUCCUAUACAGGUGAUUAAAUUAAAUGUUAUGCACAUUUCAUAAUCUGCAAAAGAAUAAAAUAUUUCAGUAACAAAGUAUUUCACUAAAUUCAUUUAGAGAGAAACAUUUUUGAAAAAUGCAACAGAAACAUUUAAACAUUUUUUUAUGAAGGGUAAAAACUUUAAACCAAAAAAAAUAACUUCACUUUUUUUUUUAAAUGGUUUUUAAGAUUUUUAAGUUUAUUGAAAACUACUUCUGUUAUUAAGUAUUUUGGAUUUGAUUUGAAAUACUCUAAAUAUUAUAAAUAUAUUUAAUUUUGAAUUUUUUAUGAGCUCCAGCAUUUGACAAUUGAUUUUGGGAUAACAUUAAAUAUUUUUUGCAUUUUGAAAAGUAUAUUUUUUUCCAUCAAUAAAUUGUUUUUAGGGGUUUAAUGUUUAAUAUUGGUGAAUAUUGGUGCAGUCUACCUUCAGGGCCACCGUACAAAAACAGCAACUUCAGAUUAUUGCAUUUACCCAUACAGUUCAUCACUGCAUCUACAAACGGCUGCUGUCAGACAGAAAGCUCAUGUAUUUUUGUAGAGCAGCUCAACACUGUUUGUGGUUCAGCUCUAAGCUGUCUUCCCUUUUUGAGCGUACUUUUUUAGGUAUUUUUACUGACAGGAAAUGUGGGCAGAGAGAGAGGAGAAGAUGAGGCAGCAGUAACUACUUUUUACUGGUAGCAGUUAAGAAACUAAUGGAUCAGAUGACUGAUUGUGUUGUAAAAAAAAAAAAUCAGUGUUGAAAUAUGGAAAUAGGGGCUUUCUACCUGACCUUAAUAAAAGGAAGUUAAAUCUGAACCAUCAAAGAGGAAACAGGUUAGUUCAAAGAUCUUCCUGCAGCUGUAUUUUUGACCUUACCAGACUUUUUUAGUGUGUUAUCUUUGCACUCUUUUUUAUCAGAAUAUGUGAUUUAAAUCAAAAUUGUGUUUGAUCAUUGUGAGUCUUUGCGUGUCGCCGUGCACAUAGAGGUAUUUUAUUCUGCUCUGAGAGAGCUGCUGCUAAAACUGAAACUCACUGUGAGUGACAGUGAAAAUAAAUCUGUCACUGUGAGAGUCUGGGAUUGGAUUUUUAUAAUUGUGUUUAUGCUUUUUACACCACAAACCCAACAGCUCAAAAGACCCUGACAUUCACACACAAAGACCAAACAAAAAUAUCUCACAAAUACAGAAAAUAUUCAGCUGUUACUGCUUUCAGGAGGUGUCUCAGAUUCCUCCCUGUACUUUAAUGAGUAGCAGUCUCUUGUCCACUGGUGUGAUGCUAACUUUCUCACCAUAAAUGUGAAGAAAACCGAGGAGAUGGUGCUUGACCCUCGCUCAGUUGGUGAACAUACCCCUCUGUUCAUCCAUGAUGAAAAAAUGUUUGCUGUUGAUCAGAAGAUCAUAUUAUGUUUUAUCAGGCUGUUUUGGAGAGCAUUAUCCAGCAUGGGAUGUCAGCCUUGUACGGUAAUCUCUCUGUCCAGUUAAAAUCUUAACUUACUCGUCUGGUGCAGACUGCCAUGAAAGUUGUAGGGAGGACUGAAAACUCUUUCCUGCAGUCCAUGUAUGAACAGUCUGUUCUCAGGCAAGCUCAGUGAGCUUUAGCCGGUCCUUCUCACAUCCUUUACCCAGUGUAUGAACUCCUACCAUCUGGUAGGCGAUACAGAGUCCCCAAAUGUAGACUCAACCAUUUUAAAAACUCAUUUGUACCCACUUCAAUUAGGUUUUUAAAUAGUGUUUCCUAAAAUAUUGCCGGAUUGUGCAACAAAGUCAUGGUGUUAUCUUGUUAUCUUAUCAUUUUCUUUUUGGUCUUGUUGGCCUUGUCUCACCUUGCUGUGUCUUGUUCUCUAUCAUUGUCGUCUAUUGUCGCUGUGUUUCUUUUGACCAUUUCUGUGGGAUUCUUGUGCAAUAUGGGUAGGUGCAAUGUGUGUAUGUCCAAUGUACGCGGUUUGUGUGACUGUGUCUUUGUUAGGUCUAGUGCUUUGUGUCAUCAGUUGGCCGCUAAAUCUGUGCAGCUCUUGGAGUCCAAGACAAAUUUUCCUAAUGGGACAAUAAAGUGUAUUGUAUUGUAUUGUAUCGUAUCUUGUGUAUUGUAUUGUAUCUUGCGUAUCGUAUUGUAUCUACAGUGUUGUCAGACAGGUCCUGGGCUGGUAACGAAGAGUUCACCUUAGAGAAAAAUCUAUCAUAAUUAACUAUUAAAGUUUGAGAGUUUACUCUCUGCUGACUGACACACUGACCUGAUUAUUACGUCUGAAUAAUCAUGACAGAAUAUUUCACAAUGAUGCAGAAAAGUGUGGUGUGUGUGUGUGUGAAGGUCCUACCUGACCCUCUGAAACAUUCAUUAACAGUUUGCUAAAUUAUUUACUGUUGUACUGACUGAGUUACACACCAGCAUAAUGGGGGAUUGUGUGUGUGUGUGUGUGUGUGUGUGUGUGUGUGUGUGUGUGUGUGCGCGUGUGUUUGUUUGCGUGACAGGAAAUGCGACGACAUUCAAAGAAGAAGAAUGUGGUCUUAGCUCUGCUGCUCCUCGCUGGUGGAUUUUAUUUCAUUAACCACUCAGACUUCCUCAAUGCUGUGAGUAGACGUGACCUCACACACACACACACACACACACACACACACACACACACACACACAUGGUCGAUGUUUGAGAACCAUCACCUGCUGCUGAACCUCAGGUUUUCACUUCUAUACAAUUUUUAAUGCGUGUGCGUCUGUGUGUGUGCGUAUAUAUGUGUGUGUGUGCAUAUUUCAGGGCCUGAGGAGGAUAAGCGAGCCUCCCCCACGGGAACUGACCUGGGAAGCGGAGCGUCUGGUCCUCAAGGACUCAUGGGUGGAGCAGGGGGACUUCCUGCCUCUAAACGUGUCCUAUCAGCUGCUGGCCGGAGCUCCAAACCCUCAGCAGAGUCAGUCUCUCUCUCUCUCUCUCUGUUUUCCUGUCCUCCCUCACUCAUAGAAAUGUUUCCUACAGACUCUCUAGCCUUCAGAGUUUCCACUGUUACCUGUUCACCCUCCACCUCACCCACCAGGAAAAGAUUAGUCUCAGUGUGCGACAUAUGAUGACAAAUUCAGGCUGUGAAAACCACAGAGGAACAUUACCGAGGUUGACGCAGCAAAGCUAACACUAUGAUGACUGUUUAUACAAAAACUCUAUAUUUGGGACAAAUGCAGGAAACUUGGUUUCACGGUGUGUUGAGAGAAACUGAUUUAUACUCUGUUCUGGUUAGACUUUCAAAAUAAAAGCCGAACUCAGAGAUUAUUGAGUUAAAAAUAUUUGCAGUGAAAAGCAGGACUUCAACGGAGAUCUCUGGUGACUGUUCUUGUCACUGAAAAGCAGACUGAGACUCAGCAUCAGAUGAUGAUGUUGGGGUUUCAGACACAGUGGACGUCUCUUUCCCCUGUCAUUUACCUCAGUGCUGUGUGCACAGACGAGUGUGUGCAGACAUCCUCUCUCUCUCAUCUGAAAAUGAUUCUCCUUUCUCAGCAUAUUGUUUGAGUCAUCCUGUUUACGGCGCUCCUUUGAGUUGCACAAGACAAACACCAUCAUUCCACCCACUGACUCUUAAAGGAGGAAUUUUCCUUAAUACCUCCUGCUACGUUCCCACUGUGGUUCACCUGACUUACAGUGAACAUUUCACCUGUCAGCUGGCAGGAACAAGUGGGGAAACUUUUUUUUACACAGCCUGAAAUUUUUAGGGAGUUGUACAGGGUUUUGAGUAUGAACACAGUUUCAGCCUGUUUUUGUGUAACUCUGCAGUCAUGAGUGCGAACUUGCAUAAUGUUCAUGCUGAAGGGUUUAUUUAACACAAACUGAGGAUUUGAGCCACAUGCUCCUCCUCAGAUGUGCAAAAACAUUAAUAAGUCUGCAUUUUAUAACUAUUCAGACAUUCAAUCUCAGCUGCAACUCAUGCAGCUCUAAUAAGUCAUCAACCUAAAAAAUAUACAACAUUCAAAUAUCAGGCAGAUUAAUCAACCCAAAGUUAUGCUCCAGAGGCAUUUAUCCAAACAUGAUACCUAUUUAUUGUCUAUUUUUUUUAGGUGAUCAUGGAUUUCAUCUAUCAAUCCAUGAUCUUCCGCACUUGUAGAUUUCAGCUGCACUUAGUCACAUGAAUAGAACAGACUGAAAUGGAAAGUGUGCAGAAGCUGAAAUCUGAAACCAAAGUCUGACAGAGACGUUAAACCUGCUUCAAAUCUGCUGUAACCUCACAUCAGCAGGUGAAAACCAGAGAGUUUACAGGCUUAUUUCUGUCUGACUGCCUGAGCAGUUAAGAUCUAGAUAAAAACACAGGAACUAAUGAAGUCUCAAGUGGUCUGCCUUGUUUGAGCAUAGGUCAGACCCAGAAGCUGGUGAGGUCCAGAGUCAAAUCAGGAGAACAAAAGCUGUUCCUGGUUCUGCUCCAUUUUUGAUUUUUGUCAGUUUCCUCCAGAGGCAUUAAAUAACCUUUUAUGAUCAUCUGAGCAGGUUUAUGGUUACAGCUGUAUUUAAAAAAGACUGCACCAUCAUCUUUUACCGUAUUCACACAUGAACAAGUUUUAAAGGUGGGCUGUGGUGUAAUUGUGUUUUACUUUGUUCACUUCUGAUGUGUACUUUUCCACUGAUCUUAUUGAAUUUACUGUGAGUUACAUUUAACUCAUGGGUUGUUUUUAUUUAAUCAGAGCAGAGUGACAUUUAGCUUGAUAAGCAGGAACAUGAUGAACCACAAGGAUCUUUUUGAUCUGCCGGACAGGUCUGCUGCAGUAGAUACACGCCUCAAGGUCAACAUUCACACAUAUUUUAUAGCACAUUUUAGUAAGACCACAGAAACAGCGUUUGGCCUGUUUACGUCAAAGAUAUAUAGCCAAUGACACUGUGUAUGAAGGGCAGUCCUAACAUGGAAGAUAAAUAUGAAUCAUACCCGGAAAUGGGCACUCACUGUGACGGAGAUCCUAAGAGCUCUGUCACUCCAAGUCCAGCACUGUAUUACUUUACCUGUGAACAUAACAAAAGGUUUAUCUGAGACCUGAAGACUUCUCUGGUUGUCCUUGAGCAGUCAACUAAAGAACUGAUUCUCACAGCUGCAUGUGUGAACACAAACAUGCAGACGUUUUCCCAAAAACUGCAUGAAGCUGUGCACCUUGUGUUGCUCCUAUGUGACCAUGGAAAGAAUUUCAGAGGCAGACCAUCCUGAAAUUUUCUGGAAAUGUGCAGAAGUGUACGUGUGAAGAGUUUUAGUUUAUGAUUCAGUUUUCUUAAAGUAUGAGGAGCUUUUACCAGUACAGACUUAUAUGAGUUUUAAAGGUAUUAACCACAUGUGUUUGUCAUGUUUCAGGAUACUUAUCAAUUGGGAUUUCCUCAGUGAAGAGGCAAAAGGGCAAGUACCUGAUCCCCACCCUGCGGUCUCUGUUCUCUCAGUCGUCUCCCGAUGAGCGCUCCUCCAUGGUGGUGGUGGUGCUGCUGGCGGACUUCGAUGUGAGCUGGAGAGUUAGUACGGUGAAGGAGAUCAGGACUGAGUUCAACUCUGAGCUGGAUCAGGGUCAGCUGCUGGUCCUGCAUGUCUCUCAGGAGUGCUAUCCUCCUUUGACAGGUACAUGCUGAUCCUAUAGUUGUUCAGAUUUUUUUUCAUAUCUAUGUUUUCCUGCUGGGCUGAAAUCUGUCCCUGAACACUUUCACUUUAUUUGAGUUCAUGAUUUUCUAGAUCCUAAAACAAACAGUCUGAGGUACAAGUUGUAAUGAAAAUAAGGGCAUGCCUGACUGCAUUAUGCUAGUUACACAGCACACAGUUUAGGUGUGAGUUAGGAUUUAUGAUUUUAAGAUGAUUCAAAGAUGUAAUUUCAGGUGAAUCAAACCAAUGCCAGCUCUCAUUCCCUUUAAGAGUCCUGGUGCACCUACAGCCAGGGGGGUCUCUAUUUACACAGCAGAGUUCAGCAGUUCUGCUUAAAUACACUUGGCCUGGACUGGGAUGUUAAACUUAUUUCUAUCAUUGUGCCCCUAAAAUUUAGAAAACACUCACAGGUCGGUAAGAACUCGGUCAUAGAUCCAAAGAUUUAUGAGUUUGGUCUCAUACUUAAUGUAGGGAGAUAAGGAGAGAUAGGUAUGCAUCUACUGCAUCCUCUGUGUCAAUACACUGAUACAUCUGCUCUGCAGAAGCAGAGGAAAGCAAACUCUUGUAUCCGUCUUACUGUCCCUAUCCACCAUCUGUAUAUUGACAAAGGUUCUGCAUCUCUGACCUCAGACUUAAGAACAUAUUAUUAUUGGUUAAAGACACGGAUACUUUCUGUUGCCUUAUGGCAGCGAUAUGUACCUCCCUCUAAGACCAACACACCCACAGGAGCAAACAUUCAUGCAGGUUCACCUACAAUCCAAACAGCUUUGUUUUCAUUGCAAAUUACAUGUAAAAAAUAAAAUCUCCACUGGGUGUAUGAUAGGUGAGGAAUGGGGGAGGCUUAUGAAACUUCCAACAGGAAAACAACUGACCAACCAUCAUCAUUCAUUCCUGUCAUAUGAGAUUAUCCAUUUAUGAGAGUUCUGAGUUUUUACAGCUGAAACUGUUUGAAACAAGAUGAAAAAUAAUAGCUUCAUGUCGACUGAAAAAUUGUUUAGAUUCUUCAAAUUCAAAUUCAACUUCAUUUAUAUGGCACUUUUCAUGCAUGAAUGCAAUUCAAAGUGCCUUACAGAGGCUAAAAAGAACAAUAAAACCCAACCCUCCCACCCACACAUACACCCAUAAACCCACACACACACACACACACGCACACACGCACGCACGCACGCACACACACACACACACACACACACACACACACACAGCGAGCACUUAAGAUAUAUUGCUCAAGAGACAUGGCUUGACACCGAGACACUGCGUGAGGAAAGUGCUACCUUUCGGAAGCACUGGAGAUAAAAAGAUAAAAAUGGUAAAAAGAAAGAGUAAAACCUGAUGGACCAAGACAAGAAGAUAAUAUAUUAUGUACAAAUAAUUAAAACCCCUAACCAUGUAAAAGGGGUAAAAGAAGUAAAAAUCUCAUUGGAGGGAUUUAAGAAAAAGACGAAGAACAGAGAUAAUUAAUAAAAUUAUAUAAAAUAAACAUUAUGUACUUUGAUAAAAGUGAACAGUAGCAAUAAGAGAAAUAAGACAAGGCAAUCAGUGGAAAUCCUGGUUAGAAAAGAAUAAGAGUCUUGAGCCUCUUCUUAGAAACAUCAACAGUCUCUGCAGCCCUGAGGCUCUCCGGCAGGCUGUUUUUACCCUUUCUACUCCUGAAAAUGACCCAUUUUGUGAUUGUGGUUUUUUUUAAACCCACACAGACUCACAAAAACUUGGAUUUGAAGCAUCAGAUGAAAAAAACAUGAAAUGUUUAGGAAAUUAAGCGAAUCCAAAAGAAGAUAAGGUGUUUUGUUUCAUGUUGUUUGGUGAGAAAAACAUCUAUUGAAGAAAUCUUGAGGGUCUCAGUUAGUAGUAGAGCUACAUGCUAACUGAUAGUGGAACCCUCAGGCAUAAGUAAUUGUGGACUAUGUCAAAUUAUUUUAAUUUAACAAUAAAUUAAUUAUUUUGAUUUAACAUGGAGAAAUGAUCCAGGUCAUCUUCUUCUGUUGAUGCUGUGACUCUGAUACUGGACUCUCUGCCCCUCCUGCAGGUUUGAAGAGGAACUUCAACGAUGCCCCAGACAGGGUGUCGUUCCGCUCCAAACAGAACCUGGAUUAUGCCUUCCUCAUGCACUACAGCGCUGCUCUGGGCAAAUACUACCUCCAGCUGGAGGACGACGUCUCCUCCGCUAAGAACUUCCUGAGCACCAUCAGGAAGCACGUGAACGAGCAGGAGUGGAAAAAGAUCACCUGGGCCAUGCUGGAGUUCUCCAGCCUCGGCUACAUUGGGAAACUCUACAAAUCGGCUCAUCUUCCUCUCCUGGUGCGCUUCCUCUUCAUCUUCUACCAGGAAAUGCCUUGUGAUUGGCUGAUGUCUCACUUCAGGAUGCUGCUGACCCAGAAACAGACGCUCCUGUUCAAACCGUCCCUCUUCCAGCACAUGGGGACAUUCUCCUCCUUCCAGGGGAGCUAUAACAAACUGAAGGACAAAGAUUUCGAGGAGGGUCUCUACAACAAUCCUCCAGCUGAGGUUUUCACCGACAUGUCCACCUACCAGAAAAAUCUCCCCAUCCUGGCCUGGGAGGCCGGUGAGGGUUUCUUCUGGGGACGCUCCCCUGAGAAAGGAAACCACCUGACUGUGGUGUUCACACAGCCCACUGUGGUGACAGGGAUUUUCAUAGAAACUGGCUCAGGGGGUAAAGACCUGCUGGAGUCUGCUCAGGUGGAGCUGGGCCGUGAGGUGGUGUCCACAGACAAACAGGAGAAGACCUGUAAAGAGUUCACGUCUCUGGGGACGUUUAUAAAUGGGAGGUUUGAGAUGCAGGAGGUAAAUAAGAAGUUAAGCUCCGCCUCCUCCUGUCUGAAGAUCCAGGUGAUGGCGGGACAGAAGGACUGGGUGGUCGUUAAUAAAAUCAGGGUCUGGAUAAAGUCGGGCUCAACAGUGAGCGUGUCCUCCUGAUGGAGCUGAGACUGGAGUGCCUUUAACAUCAUGGAACAUGAAGCUUCUUCAAGUAUGUUUGAAGACCGCGUUUGACCAAAGACUGUGAGAACUUUUCUAGUUUAUGUAUAAACAACGUAAUUUAAUUUUAUGAUCAUUGAAGUCCUGCUGCUGUCAGAGUUACUGACUCACUGGUGGAAGGCGUGGAGACUGUCUAGAUUUAUUACUCACUCUUUUCUCCCGGUGUUUUCAGGGUAAUUUCAGGACUUUCAGCCUCUGGUGUUCUCAGGAGCUUGUAGUUUACACAUGCAUCUUAAAACAGGGAAUCAUCUGUGUCAGGCUGCGCUCAUCUCUGCUGUGUAACCGAGAUCAUUUUGGCAGACUCACUCCUCUCAUUGUAAGAUUGCACUCCUUUUGCCUCACGCUGCUGCCAAAAAGUCCAUUUGAUAUUGCACUAUUAUACUAGAUGCUGCACGUCUGUGUUCCUCGGCCUGCAGCACUCUGAUCGGUUGUUUGGCUCUCUGAUGUGUGAGUCUCUGAUGGACUGUAAAUCUUGGUAUCUUGGACAACAGAGCACUGAGGAAAUUCUAAGUGUAGCGUUGGCUAAAACCGAGCUCUCGUUGUAGUUUGUUAAAAAUGAUCUAAAUGAAGUGGCAGAGCUGAGCUUGACUGCAGAGCCUGACCCUCUAGCUUCUGUUCUGGUUCUGCAGCCGGUUUCUAAUCUAAGGGCUGAGCUGACCGGGAUCCUCUGUGAGUGAUACUCUUACAAGUACCUCAUACAACCACACUGCAAAAAAAAAAAAAAAAAACACUGAAAUAUCCCUUUAAAAGCUAUCACAAAGUACCCUUACAGUGUGUUGGUAAUAAAUGUUGUCAGGAGAUUAGUCAGUAAUAUAUGACACAAUAAAGCUGAUAUCAGUUCGACUGUCUGCGACUCUAACAUACCCGCCGUGUUUGCUGCCUUUGUUCAUUCAUGCUGUUUAAUUGCUGAGGUGUGGACUCUGAGCUUAAAAUCAGAGUCAUGAGGUCUGCUGUGGUUUAUUUCUUCAUUGUCUGCAGACAGACUCUGUAUGAAAUCAGUUUACACGUGUUGUGACCCCACCCCAGUGUGCAUACCUUCACCACUGAUCUGUAUUUUUUUUUUUUUAGCAGUGAUAAAAUUUCAGGAAGUGAUUUUAUGAUUUUGUAGUUUGUGAUUUCCUGCUGGAGAAGGAUUUUUUUUUCAGGGCUUUCUCGCCAAAAAGUUUGCAAAGCUGUGGUUACUAUCUGUCCUGAAUGGAGGACGCUACCAAUCUGCGUUCAUUUUGUGUUUGCACAGAGGAAAGGAUGACGGUUUUAUCUUCAAAAAUUUUAGUACAGCUGAGACUCUAAACUUUGCUGAGACCAUAAACAUGAAAUAAGUGAGAGGGGGUAGAGUCCAAAGGGAACUUCCGCUCAGUAUCUUGAAAUAUGUACAAAACUUUGCAAUACAUUAACUAAAAACUGCUGCAGAUCAACACUGUGUUUUCUUUGUAAAGAUCACAUGAAAUGAGAGCAAUAUUUUACAGGAUUAAUAAAGAAAACUGUGAGCAAAUA
Messenger RNA from Xyrichtys novacula (pearly razorfish), 11422 nucleotides. Lineage: Eukaryota; Metazoa; Chordata; Actinopteri; Labriformes; Labridae. The record is from the annotation of a GenBank genome assembly.